UUUAUUUGAAAUCUUACGUGGCGACUUUACAAAUGGCGGAUGACAAAACUUUGUCUGUUGAGAUAAGAAAACUUCGCAAAAAACUACGCCAGAUUGAGCAUUUGGAUCAACUAGAUCGUGAAUUAACGGACGAAGAAUACUUGAAGGUUAAGAAGAAGGACCAAGUUCGUAAAGAACUUCAAAAACUUGUUGCACAACGGGAAAAAAUUCUCAAAGAUGUGAGAAAGAUGGAGUUGGCAGCUCAGAUUUCUCUUACCAAAAGUGAACAAAAUCCAACAGCUGGGAAUGAUGAAGAAGAAGGAGAAGAGGAUGACAGGAUAGAGGAGGAAAGACAACUUAUUGAUUCAAGGUUACAGCAUGAGAGCGCUGCAGAGGGGGGUAGUGAUGAUAACUAUAGUGAAGAGAUAGCACCAAGGAAAAGUGAUGUCAAUGCAGAUAACUUUGUUGCUCAGACUGCUGUAACUGUUCCAUCAUCAUCAUCAACAACACCAGCAUCAACAUCAGCAGCAGCAUCAUCAUCUUCAGCAUCAUCACUAUCAACAGCAGCAGCAGCUUCAUCAGUGUCACAAUCAUCUACCAAAACAUCAUCAUCAAAAUCAUCUUUUACAUCACUACCAUCAUCAUCAACAACCAAAAGCAGCAAAAAACCAACAGCUCUGUCCAAAGUACAGCAAGAAUGGAAGAAUGCUUCAUUUAAUGUUCAAGUACUCGAAGGUCAUAAUGAUAACAUCACUGAUGUUGACUGUGGAGAGACGGUUAUCAUCUCUGGAAGUCGCGAUACUAUGCUAAAAGUAUGGGAUGCUGAUACAGGUCAUGAACUACGUAGUAUGGGAGGACAUACUGGUACUGUGACAGCAGUGAAGCUGGUACCAAACUUGGCGAUCAACCUCAGCGAAGACGGUCAAAUGCGAAGAUCUAUUUAUACAUACUCAUCAGUCGAGUGCUUGGAUUAUAACAAGGAAAAUAUCGCCUCUGGCUCAGAGGGUGGUAAGGUUGAAUUAUGGGAUGUCAAUACUGGAGACAACGUCAGAUCCACCAUCAGCCAUGAGGAUAUUGUGACUUGUAUCAAGUUUCAAGACGAUAAUCGUGUCGUUAGCAGUUCUGUAACAGGCGUGGUCAAAGUAUGGGACAUUCGAGACCGAUCUUCCAGCCCUGUCUUUAGUACAGAAAGUUCUGAUGUACCAUACAAAAAGAGAGAAAUCCGUUGUCUAGCAACUAAUGGCAAUUCUAUUUACUGGGGAGAUGAUGGUGCUAAUGUUAAGGUUCUGGAGCUGGCUUCUGGAAAAUUAAGAAAGCUUCGUAAUCAUACUACUGAUUUUGGUUCAACCAAUGCCAUUUUGGCAACAGACUCGUGUUUGAUCAGCGCUGGGUACAACAUCGACAAAGGAAAUGGAUACAUGAAUGUUCGCAGUCUACCAGACGAACAGUACCUAGCUACAAUAAACGACAAUAACACGAGCUGUAUCACGUGCAUGUCACGUGCUCAGGUCAAUAAAGAAGGGCAGGCCCUCAAUAGACUUUGUACUGGAGGCGCUGAAAUGAAAAUGUGGAACCAAUUACCACUGAACAGAGUUAAAAAGAGAACAAGAACGGAAUCAGACGAUGGUUUUAUCACCGCAAAACACGUAAGACGUUACAGCCUACCAGAUGUGAGCGAUACCGAAGACAGUGAUGAUGAUGAUGAUGAUAACGAUGUACAUAAUAGUUAUGAAGAUGAACAUGAUGGUGAUGACGAGGAUGCUACUCCCAGUGGCUCCUGGUGUACGAUAUCCUAGAAAUACAUGAUCGAGUAUGUGAUUGUAAAAGCGUCUUAAGGCUUUUUUUUUCUCUCGCAAUUUCUGGCCUGAAAACAAAAUUUAUUCCACCAAGUUAUGAAAAAAAUGUCUAACUACAGAUAAUAUUUGAGUAUUUGAAAUUUUAAUAUUACACUUAUUAUAUCUACCUAUUUUCUAGAUGUACCAAUUUGUUGCUUAAGGUGGCUGCCUACUUUUGAACGUUCGAAUUGAGCCCACGAUGAGCGCGCGCUCAAAAACCGCUGAAAAAUCUACAAGAUUUUAUUGAAGAACCAUACGCGUUUUGAGCUUCAACAGGGCAAAACCCUCAAAUUUUG
Actinia tenebrosa (Australian red waratah sea anemone) is the source of this 2110-nucleotide messenger RNA. RefSeq lists its product as uncharacterized. Gene Ontology annotation, molecular function: protein binding. The record is from RefSeq and is a predicted model, not a curated record. Lineage: Eukaryota; Metazoa; Cnidaria; Anthozoa; Actiniaria; Actiniidae.